AUGCCUAAAAUACCAUCGGAUGCAAUUGACAAGUACUUCGGCCUACAGCUGGGGCUGAUGAAAUUCGGCCAAGUCAAGAUAGAUAAGGUUAUGCCAUUGAAAUAUAUCAGGAGAAUGAACGAUCCAGAUUACCGGCUCAAAAAAUACCAGCAGCAAGUUCGCGACCAGCAGUGCGCAGCCGCAGAAGAUGCCAGCCAGAGCGAGUGGUAUCAAUACACGGGCCUAGAAGACGGGCAGAUUCGGCUUCUUCAUAUUCUCCCAGGGACAGACGGGUCCAAUAUCGAGUGCAAGCUAGUGACGCGGUCCUUCAACGACGCUGAUCCCUUCCACUACGAAGCUCUCUCGUACACUUGGGGCGAUCCCUCGGUUGUUCAAUACAUUUCUUGCGAUGGGAAAACCUUGCAGGUUACGCUUGCCGACUACGGAUUGCCCCCGGCCGAUGCACCCGAGUGGAAAACUCUAGACGCUCUGCUUUGGCGGCCCUGGUUCGUGAGGAUAUGGAUCGUACAGGAGAUCACGCUGGCAAGACACUCCGUCGUCCUCUGCGCCAACAAGACCAUUUCUUGGGAGAACUUUCUUUGGAUUAUUCGGUUUCUGCGCCUGCGUAACUUGGAGGGGACAUACAAUCUCGACGUCUCCCCCGCCUAUCGACUGGGCUUCCUUGGUCAUGCCCAUCGUUCCGGCCGACCACUUCCCCUUCUCGAGCUGUUGGGACUGUUCCGACGAUCGCUAGCCACAGACCCUCACGACAAAGUGUACGGAUUGCUGGGCCUGGCAGCCUCGCACGAGGUGGAAAUCGAUUACAGAAUCCCGUACGCGCAAGUAUAUCUCGACGUUGCCAAGUCGAUUAUGAAGGAGUCGCUGGACAUCCUGAGCCACGUCGAGGACACGGAUUGGAAAGAGCGGACCGACAUGCCCUCAUGGGUGCCGAAUUGGGCUGUUCAUCGCUACGCAGCUCCGUUUCUGACGCUCGACGAACGGUUCUCCCACGCAUUCCAGGCAAACGGGAAGACCUCUCCUUCUUUUCAAUUUGGUUCUGACGGCAGGAGUCUCGUUAUAAAAGGCGUCGUCCUGGAUUUCGUCAGUGCCGUAGGCCACCGCCUCGGCUCAAGUGAUCGCAUCUACAGACCCGAUCGCAACAGCCUGUCUGGCAAGCCGCUGGAGGCGGUACAGCCCAUAUUGCACACCUUUCAAACGAAACGCAUGCGUUUCUGCGAGCUCCUCAUCCUGAAUCUCAAGACGUACCCUACAGGAGAAGAAAUUCGCUCUGUCCUCGCCAGGACAAUGGCGCUUGACGCAAAGAUUCGAGUACCGCUGCGCCUGUAUGACAAAACAGCUCAGGAGGGAGCAGAGGAGGAGCUCGACCUUGUGAAGGCAUAUCCCAUGUGGCGGAGCCUGUUUGCCACCUUCUCAUUUGAGACCUCGAGAGUCCCCGAAGAUGGCUCGCAGACGCAGGAAGCCGCCAUGGCCAUGGCCUACCACCAAGGCGUUUCAUGGCCGGCAGGAGGACGUCGGGUAUUCACCACGAAAAACGGUUACGCAGGAUGGGGUCCUUGGGGGAUAGGUAGAGGAGAUGCCGUGGUGGUUUUUGAAGGCGGAAAGACGGCAUAUAUCCUUAGGGAAGUGUCGAAUGCGUCAAGAAAAGUCCCAGGUCAGGCAAAGACGUACGAGUUUCGAGGCGAAGCCUACCUGCAUGGGUUCAUGAAUGGAGAAGGGUUCGGCGGUGAUUACAGUUCGGAAGAGUUCCAUAUAGUAUAA
Molecule: messenger RNA, 1758 nt
Organism: Clonostachys solani
Lineage: Eukaryota; Fungi; Ascomycota; Sordariomycetes; Hypocreales; Bionectriaceae
Source: the annotation of a GenBank genome assembly